Schistosoma turkestanicum is the source of this 713-nucleotide messenger RNA. Lineage: Eukaryota; Metazoa; Platyhelminthes; Trematoda; Strigeidida; Schistosomatidae. The record is from the annotation of a GenBank genome assembly.
ACAGUUCUGUUUUUGGAUCUAGUGCGUUACCUUGUUGUAUUAUGGAUUCCUAUGAUGUCAUAACAAAUCAACCUGUCGUUAUAGAUAUAGGUACUGGUAUAUUGAAAGCAGGUUUCGCUGGAGAUCAAGUACCAAAGUAUCGAUUUCCAAAUUAUAUUGGUCGUCCAAAACAUGUCAGAGUUAUGGCCGGUGCACUUGAAGGUGAUGAUUUUAUUGGUCCUAAAGCAGAAGAACAUCGUGGUUUAUUAAGUAUACGUUAUCCUAUUGAACAUGGUAUUAUUCGUGAUUGGAAUGAUAUGGAACGUAUUUGGGCUUAUAUAUACGGUAAAGAUCAAUUGAUGGUGAAUAGUGAAGAACAUCCAGUUUUAUUGACUGAAGCUCCGCAUAAUCCGAAAAAAAAUCGUGAAAAAAUGGCAGAAGUAUUCUUUGAAACUUUUAGUGUACCUGCACUUUAUAUUUCAAUGCAAGCAGUGUUAAGUUUAUAUUCAACAGGACGAACUACUGGUGUUGUAUUAGAUUCAGGCGAUGGUGUAACUCACGCUGUGCCAAUCUAUGAAGGUUAUGCUCUUCCACAUGCUAUAGAACGUACAGAUUCAGCUGGUCGAGAUGUAACACGUUUUUUACGUUUAUUGUUACGUAAAGAAGGUGCUGAUUUUCAUACAACGUCGGAAUUUGAAAUUGUUCGUCAAAUUAAGGUAGGAAGGGUGUAUUUU